Molecule: messenger RNA, 861 nt
Organism: Suillus paluster
Lineage: Eukaryota; Fungi; Basidiomycota; Agaricomycetes; Boletales; Suillaceae
Product: 6-phosphogluconate dehydrogenase C-terminal domain-like protein
Exons: 4
Coding region: 1-861 (286 amino acids)
Molecular function (GO): oxidoreductase activity; NADP binding
Source: RefSeq, a predicted model, not a curated record
AUGCCACGUCUAGCAGUAGUCGCUGCUGGGGCCAUGGGCUCUGCAUAUACACCAAUCUUGACGGGCCGCUCGGAAGGCACGCAAAAGCGAGCACAAGAUGCAGGGAUGAUCAACGUCACCAUCGACGAGCUCGUGCUCAGAUCAGACUGGAUUUUGAGUAUUUUGCCUCCAAGGGACGCUGUGUCGUUUGCCGAAAAGAUACAAGAGGCUGCUGCGAAACACGGGAACGCAUUACCCUCCCCACGGACGUUUGUCGACUGCAACGCUGUGAGCCCAGAAACGGUCAAGCGUAUCGCGGGGCUAUUUGCAGGGACAAGCAUUGAGUUCGUCGAUGCUGGCAUUAUUGGAGGACCGCCGAAAGACGAAUACAAUCCUACAUUUUAUGCGUCAGCAGAAGAUGGGAAGAUUUUGGAUGAAUUCACUGCGUUAUCGAAGUAUGGUUUGAAAGUAUCUCCUUUGAAGGGAGAAGGGGUCGGGGUCGGGGACGCUAGCGCACUCAAGAUGUCAUACGCUGGAAUAACCAAAGGAACGACAGGGUUGUAUACCACGAUGGUGCUAGCGGCUCAUGCAUCGUCGCCUGCGACGGCAGAUGCUCUCAUGAGAGAGCUACAGAUGUCCCAGCCAGUUUUGUUGAACCGCCUGGUGAAGACUGUACCGCCUAUGCUACCGAAAGCGUACAGAUGGAUUGGAGAGAUGGAAGAAAUUGCAGACUUUGUUGGUGGGAGCGAGGGGGAUGUCUACCGAGGUAUAGCCAAGGUAUACGAGCGAAUAGAAAAGUCGAUAGCAGGUGAUCAGGAGGAUAUGGAGACGUUGACAAAUUUCGUGGAUAAAGCAAAGAAUUCGAAGCAGGAGUCGGACUAA